CCGGAGCGGGAGCCGGAGCGGAGCCCGGGCCGAGGCGGGCGGAAUGGAGCCCCCGCGCGCGCCCGCGUUGCGCCGCCUGCUCCCGCCGCUGCUGCUCCUGCUGCUGCCACUGCCCCCCCGCGCCCGGGCCAAGUACGUGCGGGGCAACCUCAGCUCCAAGGAGGACUGGGUGUUCCUGACAAGAUUUUGUUUCCUCUCGGAUUACGGCCGACUGGAUUUCCGUUUCCGUUACCCUGAGGCCAAGUGCUGUCAGAACAUCCUCCUCUAUUUCGACGACCCUUCCCAGUGGCCAGCUGUGUAUAAGGCAGGGGACAAGGACUGCCUGGCCAAGGAGUCGGUGAUCAGGCCGGAGAACAACCAGGUCAUCAACCUCACCACCCAGUACGCCUGGUCAGGCUGCCAGGUGGUGUCAGAGGAGGGAACCCACUACCUGAGCUGCUCCAGUGGCCGCAGCUUCCGCUCAGGAGAUGGACUGCAGCUGGAGUACGAGAUGGUCCUCACCAACGGCAAGUCCUUUUGGACACGACACUUCUCAGCCGAUGAGUUUGGGAUCCUGGAGACAGAUGUGACCUUCCUCCUCAUCUUCAUCCUCAUCUUCUUCCUCUCCUGUUACUUUGGAU
Messenger RNA from Propithecus coquereli (Coquerel's sifaka), 620 nucleotides. RefSeq names its product transmembrane protein 145-like. The record is from RefSeq and is a predicted model, not a curated record. Lineage: Eukaryota; Metazoa; Chordata; Mammalia; Primates; Indriidae. The transcript has 7 exons. Gene Ontology annotation, biological process: response to pheromone; G protein-coupled receptor signaling pathway. The annotation marks the transcript as partial.